Messenger RNA from Sphaeroforma arctica JP610, 1229 nucleotides. RefSeq lists its product as hypothetical. The transcript is spliced from 6 exons. Lineage: Eukaryota; Ichthyosporea; Ichthyophonida. The coding region runs from base 285 to 1187 and encodes 300 amino acids. Gene Ontology annotation, cellular component: Atg12-Atg5-Atg16 complex; cytoplasm; phagophore assembly site membrane. Gene Ontology annotation, biological process: cellular response to nitrogen starvation; autophagosome assembly; nucleophagy. The record is from RefSeq and is a predicted model, not a curated record.
CACGGAUAUUCGUGAUAAUUGAAUUCAAGCAUCGUAGUAGAGUGCGAGAUUGUGUAGUGGGUAGGAUGCUCACCUGGCAGCGCAUUGAAAUUUAGGAUUCAAUCACGAGAAGAAAGCUGAAGCACCAACAAUCUCUACACAAUCCAGAAUAGUAGUUCUCCUUCGUUAAAGACCUUACGUAUGCAAGAGGAAGUGCUGUCGAUGUGCAUGUUUAAUGCGACGUGGCGUGAGGCAAAGCCAUAGUAUUUAUUUAGCAUAUUCAGCAUAUAUACACUUCAGGCGUUAUGGGUGAAGAUAAAGAGAUCUCAAGACAAGUCUGGGACGGAAGGAUUCCGAUUUGCUUUACUUUGGCCGAGGACGAGCACACACCAGGCCAGGAUCCACCCCCCCCAUACUAUGUUCUGGCCCCUCGGAUCUCGUAUCUAACACUGGUUACAGACGCGUGCCAAAGGCACUUUCUUAAUUCAAAGCGAGAGCCUCCAAAUUUUGACGAUGAGUUCUGGUGUGACCUGAACGGAAUGCCGUUAAAAUGGAACUAUCCAAUCGGAGUACUCUUUGAUCUAUACGGGUCACCAGAUAUGCUGCCAUGGAAUAUAACUGUCCACUUCCAGGUCUACCCGGAGGACGACAUUCUACACUGCGCUGAGAAGUCAGUAGUAGAAGAGCACAUGCUAUCGUGCCUGAAAGAGGCUGACUGCAUACGAAAUGGAUCUGCAAAGAGGACACUCAAUUUGCUCAAGAAGGAUGUAAAACAACUGUGGGACGGGUUCAGAUCGGGGAACUAUGAGAGGUACUGGCAAAUAAACAAACGAUUGGCGCCGCACGACGGCGAAUCAGCAAAAAAUAUACCCUUUCGGAUAUACCGCAGGCAAGGAGGAGUCGUUAUGGGACCCUUCAAUCCAAUAAAUGAGCAAGGGGAAUUCCAAACGCUGGGUGAUCUAUUAUCCACCUGUCUCCCCGAUCUAUAUCCCCCCGCAACGUCGUAUGCAUCGGAAACAGAUAAUUUACAACACUCGUUAAAGCCAACGCCAAUCGUGAUAAUCCAAGGCGUACAACCCUCCUUAGAGACCCCGGUACAAUGGCUUAGCGAUAGUUGCUCACAUCCAGAUAACUUCCUACACAUAGUCAUCCGGAUGAGUGAUGAAGAGGUGGAGAUUGCGGACGAUAGCGUCCAGCCUCCGAUGUAAAAUAUCUAACUUUUAAAAGUAAAUGAUAUUUAAAAAUUCUAA